Messenger RNA from Penicillium brevicompactum, 1896 nucleotides. RefSeq lists its product as uncharacterized. The record is from RefSeq and is a predicted model, not a curated record. NCBI's taxonomy places the organism in Eukaryota, Fungi, Ascomycota, Eurotiomycetes, Eurotiales, Aspergillaceae. Gene Ontology annotation, molecular function: chitin binding. Bases 1 to 1896 code for a protein of 631 amino acids. The transcript has 3 exons.
AUGGCACUCUUGAGGGCAAGUGCUGCAUUGGCAGUAGUUCUGAUGCUACAGUCUCAUCAUGCCGCUGCUUGGGGAAAUUCAGACACUCUCUACAUUUACAACUCUGAUACUCUGGCUGAUAUAUCAGCUUCAGAAGCAUGCGUGAAUGCCAUGUCCAGCAAUGUUUCAUGCUAUGCCGGCUUGAGCCAGGCAGUCACCCAGGCGACAUCAUGGUCAGCCAAUGCACUGUCAGAAAUGUGUACCAGCGGUUGCUCUUCCGCUUUGUCAAGCUAUGUCUCCUCUGUGGACGAAGCCUGCGGCACAAGUACGCAGUACAACAUCUCCGGUAUCUCACAAACUGCCUCGGAUAGAGGCAAAGAAAUGAAAUGGCGUUACGAUGCAACCUGCUUGACUGAUUCGGCUUCGGGCACCUAUUGCAACACCCUAUUCCAAAAUGCAAUUUCGAAUGGCACAACAAACAUCAAAUGCAGCGCAUGCCAUUUGGAGUAUAUGUCAACCCUAGUGAAUUCCAAAUGGGGUCAGGAUAUUUUGCUCAGUCCGUCGGCCUUAACGAGUCAAGUAUCUUCUUGCUCGACCAGCGGAUACUCUGUGACUUAUACACCAACCUCGACUGCCUCUUCCACGGCCUCUGCCUCGGCCACUGUUGCCGCUAGUCGCUGCAACACGACUGACCCCGAUCAAACUGUUUACAAGGUUGAAUCCGGAGAUACCUGUCUUUCUAUCUCAGCAGCUCAAAAUGUCUCAACCUCAGCCUUGAUAAACUUGAACAGCCUUGAUACGGGGUGUACGCAUAUAGUUGCUGGGGCAGAGAUUUGCCUUCCCGAUGUUUGUGAGAUCUAUCGCGUUCAGGAGACGGAUACCAUUGACAAAAUCGUUGCGAGCCUAUCGCGUCAAGUCUCUGUGCCUCAGUUUGUUGCAUGGAAUGCCAAUCUCAACUCAGCGCAAAGCUCGCAGAAUCUGACGGCUGUUUCGGGGAAGUACAUCUGCGUCAGUCCUCCGGGUACUCUCACACUCCCCGAUACCCUGGCUCUUAGGCCCGCAAGCACCGCUGUGUCUCUUCCUACCGACGCAGUCACUAGCUCCAACACCGACUGUGGUCACUGGUAUCAGAUCCAAGAUGGUGAUACCUGUGAAUCCGUGUGCGACAAAUUCAGCAUCUCUCAAUAUAAUUUCAAUUUCUUAAAUCCCCAGGCCGCAUUGAAUGCAACCUCCAGUUGCGGCAGCCUCUGGAAAGGGAACAGCUACUGCGUUCAAGCAGUGGGUAACAUCAACACCUAUACAAGCUACAUAUCCAACACCACAAGAACACGCACAUCACUUGCUAGCACCAUGAAUCUCAACGCAACCCGAACAGCAAACCAUAGCACCACCAAUCUGUUCUGGUCAUUCCCUUCCGACCUAACCACGGCCUCAACCUGGACCCCUGAUUCAGCAUACCUCGCAUCUCUCGCGACCUACACUCUCUGCGACCAGGUCAACUCAGUGUACAACAUCACCGAUGACGAUCUAACAGACGAGAUGUACCACGAUGAAGUCUGGCUAAGUGAAUACGAGCGCGUGUGCUAUCCUCCCGUGAACGGUUCUUUCCCGACCACCGGGUUCAACUUCAGCAUUACAUUGACCGAUGAUCCAAGUAUGGGAAGCUCGACGGUAUUCACUUCUAGCCAAACAGUUAGCUCUCACGCAUCAUCUACGGUCACUACGGCGACCUCUACCACAGUUGCGACUCCUACGAGUACGAUUUCGGAGAACGGUCUCUGUGGCCCGUCUAAUUCGGACUGGACUUGUUUGGGAUCUCAAUUUGGUGACUGCUGUAGUAACUACGGUUAUUGUGGUAGUUCGUCGGAGUAUUGUUCCAGCGCCAAUUGUAAUGCUAAGUAUGGCUCGUGUGGUUGA